Phytomonas sp. EM1 is the source of this 2007-nucleotide messenger RNA. NCBI's taxonomy places the organism in Eukaryota, Euglenozoa, Kinetoplastea, Trypanosomatida, Trypanosomatidae. The record is from the annotation of a GenBank genome assembly.
AUGCGUGAUACGAUGAUCGAUUUGUCUGAUAUGCUGAAUUUAGAUGGCACCACUACAGAAGAGUGUGGCGACAAGGUACCUCUCAGGAUGCCCAACGUGUUGAGCAGCAAUCUAGCACCCAUGUCCUCUUUGGAGGUUCCCGCAACGACUACGACCGCAUCGAUACCUGGAUCGGAAAGGUCUAUACACAGCAACUAUAGUGCCCUAAACUCAAACCUCCAUUUAAGUAACGAGAAUGCCACAGGAACCGACGGGUUUGUUUUCGACUGCCUCAGUUCAAUUGUUAUUGAUCCUUCAGGAGGCGAGAAAGAUGGCUUGGCUAACUCCUUGUUGAAUGACAUGUCUCUGGACAAGGACCACGGCACCAGUCUCAAAGCCACUGAUCCAAACCAUACAAGGACGAAGUCUACCCAGUCUUGUAACGCCGACGGCUGGAGUAGCCUUGGGGGUAGUGGGCGGUCCCUCCCUCAGCCGCAGGAGCACACCGGUGCCAACGCGGCAUGCGGGUCGACUAAGAGCACCCUAACGUCUGAGGUUCCCAGUCUUGCCCAUCCCGUUGGUGUACCUGGGACGCAUCCCGCGAUGUAUUUCACCCCCUCUCCGCCCGCUAAUGAGCGGCAGCCGCAGCAGCUCCCGUCGUCGGAGGCGUUGUUGUACCACCCCAACGCGCCACAGACCCACGGCCAGUCGAUGGGGGAGGUCCCAGGCAUCUCCAGCUCGACGCGGUACCAACUCAGCGCGGCCGCCUCGACGAGCACGAACAGUGGGCUCCAUGCUACGCCCGUGCCGUUCCCCGUCCCGACCGCGCCGAAUGGCGUGCCGGUUUACUUCCCCUACCCAACGGAAGCGACUACGGGCCGUGUGGUGAACGACACGACGCUGACGGAACCGAUGCGGCAACUCUUGCAAUCGCCUCAGCACGCCUCCUACGUUCCCGUCGUUGCGAUGAACCCCGCUCCAGCCCCUCAGGUUAUCAUGAACGACAAGGGUCAGUACCCGCAGUUCCCUUCCUCUAAUGACGAGAUCUUCCGCAGCAACCUGUUCGUUUGCGGUCUCCCUCCCGAAGUGCGCGAUAAGGAGCUCAUUGACGCCUUUGGGGCAUACGGCGAGAUUGAGUCCGCCAAGGUGAUGCUGGACAUCCACAGCGGUCAGAGUCGUGGGAUCGCUUUCGUCAAGUUCAAAGAUGUGAAAUGUGCGGAGAAUGCGCUUUUGGGGCUCAAUGGUAGUGUACUGCACAACAGCACGAUUACCGUACGGAUCGCCAACUCCCGGGCAGCCUACAUCCCAGGUACGCCUACGAACAAGACGUUUGUGCGGAACGUUCCCCUCAUGAUUAGCAAGGAGCGACUUACCACCUACUUCUCUCAGUUUGGCGACGUGUUGGAUGUGUCGGUUCAUGCUGACACGGCGCAGGGUCGGCAGAAUCUCGUGGACAUGGGCAACUUCGACCCGUCGAUCCAUGAGUCCGGUCCGGGUGAGCUGAGGUUGAACAUCGUCUUUGUGACCUUCACCACCAAGGAGGCCGCGGCAGAGGCCGCCGCGCGGACCCACACGACCACCCCCUUUCCAGAGUGCAACGGCACCCCGCUGCUCGCGAAGGUCGCGGAGGAUAGCGCCCGACGAAUCAAGCGAUUGGCUAGGCGCUACCGCCCGAAUCAGGGUAACGACGCCCAACCGCUUCUGGGGGAGGCACCUGGUGUUCUCCCUCCAGAGUUGAAGGGCGGCAUCCUGCAGGUGCCCGCCACUGCGCCUCUUCCUGGCAUGUACCCCGCUACGCCGGCCCCAAUGGCUUACCCACAGACUUACUACCCUUCGCCGGUACCACCUUACCAGUACGUCGUCCCGCCGCAGAUGCGCGAUCUCACGCAGCCGGUGAUGGUUCCUCUAAUGUACAUGGCGCCGCCCGGGAUCCCCAGCGGUGUCGUCGCGCCGGCGCAGGCUCCCGGGCCGUAUUACCUCGUUAUGGAUGGUAAGGGUACCGGCCCUGUGAUGAUGGCUCACGCGUAG